AUGGAAGCCACCAGUCUUACACCCAGCGUCGUCGACGAGUCGAUGAAAAUGCCAGAUAUCGCAUCGACAGCAGCGAUGUACGUACUCAGGGGCAGAGGCAUAGGCGGUGGUGCUUCAACGGGUUUGAACUUCCUGGUUUCGCUUCACAAGGCUAUACAGCUAAAAGACGCUCACAAGAAUAAUGGUCGCUUGACGAUUGUUACAAUCAUCUGCGAUCCAGGAGAGUAUUAUGAGACCACCUAUUUCAACCCGGAGUGGAUUGAUAAGAUGUUCGCUGAAGAAGGUGGAUUCAAGGGUCUGAAAUGCUGGGAAGACGCUAUCAACAAGGCCAUUGACACCGGAUCCGACUUCCUAGAAGAAGGUCUCACCCAAUGUCCUAUUGAGAAACAUUAUUACUCUUCUGGGCAGAUUUGA
Molecule: messenger RNA, 414 nt
Organism: Cylicostephanus goldi
Lineage: Eukaryota; Metazoa; Nematoda; Chromadorea; Rhabditida; Strongylidae
Source: the annotation of a GenBank genome assembly